Molecule: messenger RNA, 1531 nt
Organism: Lactuca saligna
Lineage: Eukaryota; Viridiplantae; Streptophyta; Magnoliopsida; Asterales; Asteraceae
Source: the annotation of a GenBank genome assembly
AAAAAACAAAGUGUAAUAAUAUUCCCUCUCAUAAUUCAUUUGUUCAAAAUUUAAAUACAUAUCCAAACCGGAAAACUGGACAGCCGUAAACCGCUGUAUUCACUAUUCAAUCACCUCUUUCCACCGCCAUGGAAGACGCCGACGAUGAAAUUAACUUCAGAGCGUCCUCUUACGCGCCGCCUCCGCCGCCAUGGAUUUCUCUCUCACCAUUUCCUUCUCAAGUUUCCCCAUCCCCUCGCCGACUCUCAAGCAAUUUCACCCCUCCGACACAACCAGUACGGGCGGCGAAACAGCUAGCUUGGGUGUCUCUACAGGGUCGGAUCGUCGGAGCCGAAGAAGCAAGCUCAUCGAAAGCCAUUGGAGGUGGAUUGAGCCCCGAUGAAGCUAUUGCGUGGGAGCUCUUUAGUCCUAUGCAUCGGGUUCUGAUUGUCGCCAUCAUUGCAGUUGCUGCUGCCAAUUCGAAGAAGAACAAACAGAUUAUCCAACUCACUAAAUCUGUUGAAAUUAGGGAUCAGGUGCUUUUAAGCAUGCAACAAAAACUUGAGAAUUUAUGUGAGCAGGUGAAUUAUUUCAAGGAUCAGCCUGAUACUUCCUCCCAUAAUUUCAAGUUUUCAAGCUGUGGAUGUCGCCUAUGUGAUCAUCAUCAACUUCCAUCAGAAUCUAUAGAAGCAGAUUCUAACUCUAUUAUAAAAUCUGUGGAUGAUGAAGACAUGAUCAAGUGUAAGAUACCUUCUCAGAUUGAGAUGGAACCAGAAGAACGCCGUAUGUCUGAUUUGUCAGACUGGGCUCCUAGUGUCAGUUCCACACUAGAUGCUCAGUGGAAUACUUCAUCAAUCGAACAAGAUUUUUGCAACAACAGAGAGGAAUUUGAAGACAAGGAUGCGUUAAUCAAUGAGUUGUCCGCUUUUAUUCACACAACAGAAUCUUUCGGUUCGAAGAGAAUUUCAGAGCUGGAAGACAUUAUCCGCCAUAAAAACGUGAUUAUCACAAAGCUUAGGAAGGACAUGGUGGUUCUUGAACAAAAGGUAAUUCACCUCACAAGACUUAGGAGAUCUUCUACUUCUAAGUCAAAUUCAAGCUCAAAAAAGCUUCCAGCCAUGACAGACAAUCUGGUUUAUGACAUGGAUAGCACUACAAGUCCUUCAUCUUCAGAUUCAGAUUGCUCCACCAAAAAGAUAAAACCAGUUUUUUUGCUGAAAAAUGAAAAACAAGUUCCUAAUGUGAAGAAUGAAAAUGUACAAAGAGAUUGUAAUAGUUCAAGAGGAAAAGAGAAAAAUGAACGAAAAUUCUCUGAGAAAUUGAUCCAAAAGCCUCCAAGGCCAGUAAGUCCUUUAAAAGAGAAGUCUAUGAAUCAACAGAGUAAUUCGGGAUCUGGUUCUGGAGAUUUUAAGAGUAGAAAAAGUGGUACAACAAAAUCUAGAGUUUCGGGUUCUCAUAAGAGAUGGGUUUAGAAUAUAAAGUUGUUUAAGUUUAUAAAGCUAGAAAGAAAGAUUAUAAAGAGGCUUAUUAAUAAUAUGUUUAUUUAUCGUGC